This is a messenger RNA of Pelobates fuscus (common spadefoot toad), 5634 nucleotides long. RefSeq names its product thrombospondin 1 (gene THBS1). Gene Ontology annotation, cellular component: extracellular region. Gene Ontology annotation, biological process: cell adhesion; negative regulation of angiogenesis. The record is from RefSeq and is a predicted model, not a curated record. The coding region runs from base 166 to 3687 and encodes 1173 amino acids. The transcript has 22 exons. NCBI's taxonomy places the organism in Eukaryota, Metazoa, Chordata, Amphibia, Anura, Pelobatidae. Gene Ontology annotation, molecular function: protein binding; calcium ion binding.
GAUAACACACACUGAGGAGUUUAGUGUCAAUCCUACAGGUUCCCAUUCAUCCAGACACCCAGACACACAGAAGAGCCAUCUCACCCUCUCCUGCUGCAGUCAGAGAGAAAUCUGCUUUUCUAACCCUAGAAGAAUAGUUCUCCGCGUUUUUACUGUAUAGAAAUAAUGAAGGGACUUUUUCUAUUGUUGAUGUUGGCUGUUUGUCAGACAUACCAAGCAGCAGAGCCUGGCAAUGAUGAUAAUAGUGUAUUCGAUCUCUUUGAGUUAACGGGAUUUACCCGUAAGGCUGGUUCCCGAAAACCUGCCGGAGUCCAUUUAGUAAAAGGUCCUGAUACAUCAAGCCCAGCCUACAGAAUUGAAAAUGCUGAUCUGAUUCCCCCAGUUCCAGAUCAUAAAUUUCAGGAUCUGCUAGAUGCAGUCCGUGCAGAACGUGGCUUCAUUCUACUGGCUACUUUGCGCCAAGCGAAGAAGACUCGAGGAACACUUCUGUCUGUAGAAAGAAAGGAUGGGUCUGGGCAUGUUUUCAGUCUGGUAUCCAAUGGCCGUGCUGGUACUCUAGACUUGAGUCUAAGUGGUGAAGGCAAGCAACAGGUGGUUUCUGUUGAAGAUGCUCUACUGGCUACUGGCCACUGGAAGAAUAUCACUCUGUUUGUACAGGAAGACCGUGCCCAGCUCUACGUAGGAUGUGACAAGAUGGAAAACGCUGAACUAGAUGUCCCCAUUCAGAAUAUUUUCAAUGGAGAUCUGGCAAGCACUGCUAGGCUCAGGGUAGCAAAAGGAGGAGUAAAAGAUAACUUCGAGGGAGUUCUUCAAAACCUACGUUUUGUGUUUGGAACCACUUUGGAUGCUAUUCUGAGAAACAAAGGAUGUUCGAGCUUGACGAAUUCCGUAAUUACUUUGGACAAUCCAGUCAAUGGCUCAAGUCCAGCAAUUAGAACAAAUUACAUUGGACACAAAACAAAAGACCUACAUGCUGUGUGUGGCAUUUCAUGUGAUGAUCUGGCCAGUAUGUUUCUGGAAUUGAAAGGCCUACGGACAAUUAUCACAAAUCUCCAGGACAAUGUCCGCAAAGUGACUGAGGAAAAUGAGCUUAUUGCGCAAGUGGUAAAGAUCACACCUGGUAUGUGCCUUCACAAUGGGGUCAAGCACAACAACCUUGACGAAUGGACCAUCGAUGCUUGCACAGAAUGCACUUGCCAGAAUUCUGCAACCAUUUGCCACAAGGUGUCCUGUCCACUUGUCCCUUGCACUAAUGCCACCAUUCCAGAUGGAGAAUGCUGCCCCAGAUGUUGGCCAAGUGAUUCCGCUGAUGAUGGUUGGUCUCCAUGGUCUGACUGGACAGCUUGUUCUGUGACUUGUGGACAUGGUGUCCAACAGAGAGGUCGUUCCUGUGACAGUCUUAAUAACCGCUGUGAAGGUUCCUCUGUUCAGACCAGGUCAUGUCAUAUCCAAGAAUGUGAUAAGAGAUUCAAGCAAGAUGGUGGAUGGAGUCACUGGUCUCCUUGGUCUUCUUGUUCCGUGACCUGUGGAAGUGGUCAGAUCACCAGAAUCCGUCUUUGUAACUCACCUGUUCCUCAACUGAAUGGAAAACCAUGUGAAGGAGAAGGAAGAGAAAACAAGCCAUGCCAGAAAGACCCAUGCCCCAUUAAUGGUCAGUGGGGACCAUAUUCACCAUGGGACACAUGCAGUGUGACUUGUGGUGGAGGUGUUCAAAAACGUCAACGUCUUUGUAACAACCCUGAGCCUCAGUAUGGUGGUAAAGAAUGUCUUGGAGAACCUGAUGAUAGUCGGAUAUGCAACAAGCAGGACUGCCCAAUAGAUGGUUGUCUCUCCAAUCCGUGCUUUGCUGGAGUUAAAUGUACAAGCUUCCCUGACGGAUCAUGGAAGUGUGGUGCUUGUCCUGCAGGAUACAGAGGAAAUGGAGUUAAUUGCAAAGAUGUAGAUGAGUGCAAAGAGGUACCUGAUGCCUGCUUUACUCUUAAUGGAGUACACAGAUGUGAAAACACAGAGCCAGGUUACAACUGUUUACCAUGCCCACCACGUUAUGCAGGGACACAACCUUUUGGAAAAAGUGUUGAGGAUGCUACAGCAAACAAACAGGUUUGCAAACCACGUAACCCUUGCACUGAUGGAACCCAUAACUGCAACAAGAAUGCAAGAUGUAUAUACCUCGGUCAUUAUACUGAUCCCAUGUUCCGAUGUGAAUGCAAACCAGGAUAUGCUGGCAAUGGCAUCAUCUGUGGAGAAGAUACAGAUUUGGAUGGAUGGCCAAAUGAAAACCUUACAUGUGUUGAUAAUGCUACUUAUCAUUGCAAGAAGGACAACUGCCCCAACCUUCCCAACUCAGGACAAGAAGAUUAUGAUAAAGACGGAAUUGGAGAUGCUUGCGAUAGUGAUGAUGAUAACGAUGGAAUCCCGGACGAUAGGGACAAUUGCCCUUUCAUUUACAACCCGGCUCAGUACGACUAUGACCGCGAUGAUGUGGGAGAUCGAUGUGAUAACUGCCCUUAUAAUCACAACCCAGAUCAGGCUGACACAGACAAUAACGGGGAAGGAGAUGCCUGUGCAGUGGAUAUUGAUGGAGAUGGUAUCCUCAAUGAAAGAGACAAUUGCCCCUAUGUAUACAAUGUAGAUCAGAAGGACACAGAUAUGGAUGGUGUCGGUGAUCAAUGUGACAACUGUCCAUUGGAACACAAUCCAGAACAGACUGACUCAGAUUCAGAUCUUAUUGGAGAUAAAUGUGACAGCAACCAGGACAUUGAUGAAGAUGGACACCAGAAUAACCUGGACAACUGCCCAUACAUCCCCAAUGCUAACCAGGCAGACCACGACAAGGAUGGCAAGGGUGAUGCCUGUGAUCAUGAUGAUGACAAUGAUGGAAUUCCUGAUGAUAAAGAUAACUGCAGACUUGUCUACAACCCUGACCAGAUCGAUAGUAACGGUGAUGGACGUGGAGAUGUUUGCCAGUUUGACUUUGAUGAUGAUAAGAUUCCUGACUCUGAAGAUGUUUGCCCUGAAAAUGUCGACAUUAGCACAACAGAUUUCCGUAAAUUCCAGAUGGUGCCUUUGGAUCCUAAAGGGACUUCACAAAUUGAUCCCAACUGGGUGGUCAGACAUCAAGGCAAAGAGCUGGUACAGACGGUCAACUGUGAUCCUGGGCUUGCUGUUGGUUUCGAUGAAUUUAGUGCCGUUGACUUCAGUGGAACAUUUUUCAUCAACACCGAGAGGGACGAUGAUUAUGCUGGGUUUGUGUUUGGCUAUCAGUCAAGCAGCCGCUUUUAUGUGGUUAUGUGGAAGCAGAUAACCCAGACGUAUUGGGAUACAACACCUACUAAAGCUCAGGGAUAUUCAGGCCUCUCUAUCAAGGUUGUGAAUUCCACCACUGGACCAGGCGAACACCUUCGUAAUGCUCUUUGGCACACUGGAAAUACUGCAGGACAAGUCCGUACUUUGUGGCACGACCCUCGUCAAACAGGAUGGAAAGACUUUACAGCUUACAGAUGGCAUUUGACCCACAGACCAAAGACUGGUUUUAUUCGGGUGGUGAUGCACGAAGGCAAGAGAGUUAUGGCCGACUCAGGUCCAAUCUAUGAUAAAACAUAUGCCGGAGGAAGAUUAGGCUUAUUUGUCUUCUCCCAAGAGAUGGUAUUUUUCUCCGAUCUAAAAUAUGAAUGUAGAGACUCCUAAAUCUGGACGUUAUUCAUUCAAUGAAUGUUAAGAAAACUUCUCAGCACCUUCGGAAAUGUUAGAUAUUUACUAUCAUUCAAACCAUUUCUACAAUCUUUUUUAUUUUAUUUUUUUUAUGAUAAAAUAUCUUGUUGUGGUUUUGGAAGAUAACGAUUGAUCGACUUCUAAAACUUGCAAUGCACAUUAGAACAAUGAACUAAAUUGGACUUUUUUUCUUAAUGAGUAUUUUUGGGGUCGAAUAGCUGUGCUGGCCAGAUGCAGUACAGCCCAAAAGUCUUUCUCCACCUAGUGCCUGGCAGAGCUUUUAUGUAAGAACUGCAGAAAGAAAGAAAAACAUAUAUAUAUAUAAUAGAUGAAUGGGUAUACAAAAGCAAUACCUUUUUUUAUAAAAUAAUUUUUUAUAAAGACUUCUUUGGAACUUUUUCAUAGGCUUAUGUUCCAUGUGAACAUUAAAUAAUCCAACAAUUCUUGUUCUCAAAGAAUAGUCAUGAUGUUUAUUUUUACUUUUAUUUUUUUAUGUUUUUGGAAUGGCUGCUCUUUUGCUAAAGAGAAAAGAUGCAAUAUUUUAGAAACAAAACUUGCUUUCACAGAAAAACCUUUUGCUGUUGGAAAAAAACCAACAUGGAAUCAUCAGUGUAGGAUAUGUCGUCUGCAUAUGUAGCUAGAACGGUCUCGGAGCUGAUGUAUGUGAGAGUUGAACCCAGUUGUGUAUAAAUGUUCUACAUAUCACUGCCUAAAUUAAAGUGUUUGGAUGUAGCAUAUGUGUGUGUAAGUGUUCGUUUGCAUGUGCGUACGUACGAGAGACUGUUUCGAAUAAACUGUAUAUUUAAUUGAGUUAGUAGUGAUGCACUUGUUCCUGCUUUUGGCAAAAAAAAUGUUUGCUCAACAGAACGGACCAGUAGGUUCAACACAGUUAUUGGUACUUGUAUGGACAUUGAAAUGGUUACAAAGGGACAUAAAUAGAGAUGGCAGACAAUAUAGCAGAAAACUAUGUUACAGGAAAACAUCCAGAACAUAAUGUACAUGCAUUUAUUUCUGACUGUACAAAACACAGAGUAAAUCUUGAUCAUUCGUCUGUGUGGUUAGUAAAGUUGUAUUUACAAGGGUCCAUAAUUCAGGCUCCGCUAUAGAUCUGUGUUUUCGGAAGGCGAGACAGCUAUGUUGAUCUUUGAAAAGAACCGGAGGGAGACCAAGGCAAGAGGGGUGGAGAGCCAAGAAAUGGCAGUCUGCCUUUGCUAAACAUUUAAAUGUAAACCAUAUGUGCCUCUAUAGUCAUAUAACGACCUAAUUACAUUUCAGCAGGUAAACAGUUCCUUUCUGCAAAGAGAUUUACAAAAGAAAAAAGAAAAAGUUUAAACUUCACAUACAAAUAUUACCUCAUUGUGCGACUGAGCAAUAGAAAUGUCUAUGUUUCAAGAGGAAAGAAAAAAAUUGGAUAAAUAUUUAACAUGCAUUUAAAAAAUCUACUGUAGUGUUAUUCAGUUUUGUAAAUAGUUCUAAUGACUGUUUAUCCCCAGGAAAGUAUUUUAAACGUGUUUUUUUUUUCUUUUUAAAUAAAGGAUAUUGUAAUAUUGUUUUCUAUAUUUUAGUAUUUUUGUUGCUUUUUUUGUAUAAAUGAUUUUGUUUGUAUUACAGUUUAGUGUAUUGGAUAUUUUUGUAGAUAUGCUAUUUAAAUAAUUUAUCAAGGAAAGCUUUGUGCAGAGACUUUGCUCCUGUUUGUAUAAACUGUUUUGCACUUGAAAGAGCUUUGCAAUACCUGCCCCAGAUUUUUUUUUAUAACUGUGUAUGACUUUUUGUUAAAGAAAGAGAAAAAACAAUGUCUUUUAUACACAUUUUAUGUGUUAGUGUUACCGGUCUUUUUUUAGUAAUAAUAAAAAAAACUUGUAAAUUGUACAGCGAAAAGUUGUUUCAUGUAAAAUAUGAAAUAAACCAUACAAUGUUAUUGUA